CUCCGCCCUGCUCCCUCUCUUCCCUACCUUGUCAACUCCCUCGUUACGGCCCCUAAACUCGACCAUCCGAAGGCUCUUCUUGUCGUCUUGGAUCUGAAUGGCGUUUUGGCCAUUCGCAAGAAAAGGACGAAGAGUUACACCCCUAGGCCUCAGCUCGCUCCUUUUCUAGAUUACCUGUUUGCCAACCACCAUGUCAUGAUCUGGUCCAGCGGUAUGCCUGAGAACGUCGAACGCAUCAUGGCCCGUAUGUUGUCUGAAGAAAGGCAACAACAACUCGUUGCCAUUUGGUCGCGCGACAAGCUUCGCUUACCAGCCCAUCUUUUUGCUGAGAAAGUCCAGGUCUACAAGCAACUGAGCUGGAUCUGGGAAGACCCGACUUUGCAGCUGAAUGCGCCGCUUGGAGGCUGGAGCCAGAGAGAUACAGUGUUGAUUGAUGACUCGAUCGACAAGGCCGCCGCUGAGCCUCAUAAUCUGAUCGAGGUAGACGAGUAUACCGGCAUCCCUGCGCAGAGUGAUAACAUGACUCUGCUGCAUGUAAUUGCAUAUCUGGAGCGCAUCCGCUGGUAUGGAAAUGUCAGUGCAGAGAUGCGUGCUGCUCCCUUUAUUGCGCCGAAGGCCUGA
Messenger RNA from Aureobasidium namibiae CBS 147.97, 621 nucleotides. Its product is annotated as HAD-like protein. The transcript has a single exon. The annotation marks the transcript as partial. Gene Ontology annotation, molecular function: phosphoprotein phosphatase activity. The record is from RefSeq and is a predicted model, not a curated record. NCBI's taxonomy places the organism in Eukaryota, Fungi, Ascomycota, Dothideomycetes, Dothideales, Saccotheciaceae.